AUGCUUCCAUCUCCGGCCGCUGCGCCUUCACCCUGGGCUCCCUCGCCGCACCCUACGACCCUCCCAAUCACCGCCCCGUCCCCCGCUCCUGCACAACCUCAUCGCCGCGCCGCCUCCGCUCGCACCGGCCUGGCACCCCCUGGCGCUGGAGUCGCAGGUGCGGGCGCCACGACAAGCACAGGAGGCCAUGGCAUCGUCGUCGAGGAGCCGAGCGUCGAGGCGACGAGGAACGUAGCUGUCCUGCUUGGAGCAGGGAUGGAAGACGAGGGCUUGCUCGACCGGGUUGAGAGGGAGGUCGAGGCUGUCUUGAUGGCUUAUGAGCGGGCUUUCGAAGCUGGAAACACGGGUCAACCAGAUCUGUCAACGACGCUCUCCACCCUCUCUUCACUCGUCGCCCUCCUCUCUCGCUCUUCCGUCGGCGGCUUCGUCCCCUCGUCCGCCAGUCCUGCCGAUGCGACUCUCUCGCAAAACCACCUCGACCAAGCGAACGAGCGUUCGCGAGCGCUCUACAAGCAGCUCAAGAACGUCAAGGAAGGCGCGGAAGUGGCGAGGGCGACACUGGCAGGAUGA
Molecule: messenger RNA, 570 nt
Organism: Rhodotorula toruloides NP11
Lineage: Eukaryota; Fungi; Basidiomycota; Microbotryomycetes; Sporidiobolales; Sporidiobolaceae
Exons: 2
Coding region: 1-570 (189 amino acids)
Source: RefSeq, a predicted model, not a curated record